AUGAACACAACAGUAGUAGUUGUGCCAGCAUCUGAAGAUGAUCGUCCAGCAUCUCCUCCACCACCAAUGACUUUAAAAGAAAGGCGUGGCUCUAGAGGUUCACCAUGUGCUAAUCUUCCGCCUCUUAUGAUACCAUCUAUAACACCAGAACCAUCUCCUGGCCGCUUAUCACCGAGUCGGAUUUCACCACAACGACCAAAGGAACCAGCUUCAGCACCUGUAAUAGGCAAUCCGCCAAGGAGAUCCCGAACGCGAUCUGAAAUGCCUCCAGAUCCACCACCACGUUCACCUGAGACUCCACGUCCAGCAUCUGUGUCUCCUAAACACACGUUCGCAUUCAAAAUUGUUUUAAAAAAAGUAGAAAGUACGCCAAAUACAUCAUUCGAUCGACCAGAACAAUGA
Vanessa tameamea is the source of this 402-nucleotide messenger RNA. RefSeq lists its product as uncharacterized. The record is from RefSeq and is a predicted model, not a curated record. The transcript has a single exon. The coding region runs from base 1 to 402 and encodes 133 amino acids. Lineage: Eukaryota; Metazoa; Arthropoda; Insecta; Lepidoptera; Nymphalidae.